Messenger RNA from Galendromus occidentalis (western predatory mite), 644 nucleotides. RefSeq names its product Signal peptidase complex subunit Spase12 (gene Spase12). The record is from RefSeq and is a predicted model, not a curated record. Bases 76 to 372 code for a protein of 98 amino acids. Gene Ontology annotation, cellular component: membrane; signal peptidase complex. NCBI's taxonomy places the organism in Eukaryota, Metazoa, Arthropoda, Arachnida, Mesostigmata, Phytoseiidae. Gene Ontology annotation, biological process: protein targeting to ER. The transcript has 2 exons.
AGUGACGUGUGUCGAGUGUCACUUUUCACAUCUGCUCUCGUGAGGCUUAGACUGAAUCCGAGUUUAAAAAUCGAAAUGGCCUGUUUCAUCAGCUCUCUGCCCAUCUGGAGCUACAUCAACUCAUGGCUCUUUAUGGAUUUCGAGGGGCAGCGACGGGCCGAGAAAAUCUUCCAGCUGAUCAUCGUCCUAGCUGCCAUCGUGGGCUUCUGUAUCGGCUAUGCUUUCCAGAUGUACUCGUACUCGAUACUCACCUUGGGCUGUGGUUGCUUGUUGUCAUGCCUGGUGUGUCUUUUCAAUUGGCCUUGGUUCCAAUUGAAACCCCUAAACUGGCAGAAACCAUUGACAGACAUCGAAGACAAGAAAUCCAAAUGAGCCUUCGAUUCCAUCGACUUCUACACGAGCUCCAAGGGGGGACAACAACAUCGUCGGACUGUAUAGAUUCAUUCAGAAUGUUUUAUUCACGGAAUACACAUGCUUCACAAUAUUUCACGGCGUCUUUCAUUCGCGGUCACGUCUAGAGUAAGUCACCCCUUAUUCCCUGCUGUCAUGAUUCUUUCUCCCACUCACAGAAUCGAGAGCAGUUACGGAAUCGAACUCAAUGCGUGAAAGGCCGCAACCGAGAUUGUGAAGUGUUGGUACUCGCG